Molecule: messenger RNA, 4961 nt
Organism: Aspergillus sclerotioniger CBS 115572
Lineage: Eukaryota; Fungi; Ascomycota; Eurotiomycetes; Eurotiales; Aspergillaceae
Exons: 3
Coding region: 29-4900 (1623 amino acids)
Source: RefSeq, a predicted model, not a curated record
CGUCAGCCUUUCCGAAUCCUCGAGAAACAUGUCCGUCGAUCCCGCGGUGUUUACUCCCUGGUUCGGCCCGCAGAAGGCGGCGGCCUACUUCCGCUCUCUCCUCGCAGAGGACGUGUCAGAAACACAGGUGCUCAACACCAAUCGGUAUUUAUUAGAAUGUGUCCAUAGAGAAGCCAUUGCUCCCAAGAUUUUCGCCGUAUGGCUUUUUCUCGCCCACGCCAGAUGUCCCAGCAUCCUUCGGGACGCCCUGUGGGAUGAGGCCUCACGUGGUGUGCGCCAUGCCGGCAUGAACGUGUUAAAAUGUGCCAUGAAAUCAGAACACUGGCGGGAGAAAGGCUGGGAGGCAGUUGGAGGAGCGGUUGGUCUGAAGGAGGUUUUUGAGAAGCUCAGCAUACAAGAGGUGAAUACCCUGGCGAGAGCCAUCGGCUCGUACUCCAGGACCAACGAUCCUUCCAAAACGCGAGCCAUAGAUGAGCUUCUCCAGCUCUUGACCCCGAAGGUGUUCGAAGCCUCGUCCUCCCAGACCCGGCUUGACGGAUCGCGACAGCUGCUACGCGUCGAAGACCUAAUGCCGUUGUUCAACGUUGCCAGCGAUGCCACCUUGAUCGGAGUGUUUUCCACAGACCGAUCUUACAACUUCAUCGACCCCUUGGUACGACAUUUGCUCCACUCCCACAUGCCACUGCUGAGGGAAAUUGCCGCCGGGCGCGCGCCAGUUGAUCCUUCACUGAAGAAGCGUUUACUCGAUACCCAUCACUCUGCAAUGCUUAUAUCAUCUGAGCCUUAUGAAUCCAAAGCUCGAGGCAAACAGUUCGGCAUACCGGCAAUGGAUUUCACUCAGGAUAUUAUUGACAGAGCUUGCGGUGAGUCGAAAAAUGACAGUGGGAUAUCUUGGUAUACCCGGGUCCGCUGCAUCGACAUGACUCUGACUAUCGCCCGGCGAUUGAAAGUGCCGUUCAACGAGAUUCUCGCAUUUCUUGAGCGGGUGUUACCGACUCUGGAACAUCCGGGACAGAUGCUGUAUGACUGGAAACCCCUUAUUCUCAAGCUGAUAGAUUUCUGGGUUAUGGCAACUUUCCCAGAGGCAUAUCUAAUGUCAGUCUCGCAUGUACCUGCUGCACGUCAGCGCGAGAAACUGCAUCCGUCCAUACCAUCCGAGGCCCACAGAGGCCCCUUGGAGAAAAUGCUCCGAACGGCUUUUAGCACAAUGCCGAAGACAGAACUUACGGCUUGUCUUAAUGCCCUGCUUCCCAGAACUGUUGCAAGGGCAAAACUUUCCUUGCUAAAAAUUAUAUGCAAGCAUCUGCGGGGCCUUGAGAUCGACUUAGAUCUGCCCGUGCCGUCUAAAAGCGAGGAACAGCUUUUGCCAUGGAAGUCAUCACUCCUCAUGUCUUUUCCGGGGCAGGAUGCAAGUUGGCUAUUCGAUCGCGCGGCACACUUAUCCCCAACAAAAGGUUUGAUCACGUCCAUCAGGUUUGAGUGGCCGGUAGACGGAGGGGACUCCUCUUCUUUCCUGGAGACCAUCGUGCGAGUACAUUUUGAGUCUACGGAAAAGGGACAGACCGAUGCUCAUGAUUCUGUGACACAUCGAUUAAUAGAAGACGUCAAACUCAGGGCCACGAAAGCCCGUGACCCGGGGGAUCGGCUGGAGUGGGCAAAGCUUACAAUCACCAUCGCCAGAUAUAGCCAAAACGUCCGAGUUUUGCGAGACGUUGUCCAUUGGGCAUCGCGUUUUUUGAAGGAUCCGUUUGUCAGACCGCGGCUCGCAAAAAGAAUUUACCAGACCGAUGUCGCAUCUGUCUUGUCCUGUGUGAUGGCACCCACUCUAGAAGACCUUGCGGCGGAUGUGGGCAUUGCCGAUGCGGUAAUAAAUCAUCUGAUGGAACAAGCGCUUCUAGCUCUGCAGGAGCCCUGGUACAAAGCCUAUGAAGAUCGCGAAUUUAGCUCGUUACUUCGGCGGGUCGUUUCUAGCCGAAUAGAUGCGGUGAAGACCUUGUGUUGCCAUGGCCUAGGAAGCGAAAACGAUGUGGUGGAAACUUUGUUUAAGGGGCUGGUGCCGACACUUUUGAAAUAUGAGAGUGUGGGCAUGACGGAAGGAUAUGAAUCCCUUGUCUGGGGACGCUUGUCUGGUCCCCUCACAGACAUUAAUUGCCCACAGAACCCACGAUGCGAGAUCUUGAAGCUCAUGGACUCGCUAGCACAGCAGCGAGAUCGGCUUUGGGCCCAACAGCGUCUUUUACGAAACCCUCAAACCGCAUCUUUCCCUGAGGGCUUACCUCGAGGCUUACCUCUUCAGUAUUUGUUUCCUUCGGAGGAAUGGACGAUCGCGGUGAUGAAGUGUCAACAGGCCAGCAGCUUCAUCACGGCAAGAGUCACUAACAUUGUCUUUUGCGAUGCCAGUAACGCCUUACAGAAGAUGGACCAGGAAGAUCGAAACUCGACCCCCUUGGUGGACAGCCUAAAAUUCGCUAUCAGGGUCUAUGUCGGCCAUCGACCUGUAAAAGAACAGGGAGCAACAAUGCUGGAAAUCUGGAGGCACUACUCAGAAAGGAUACCGUGUUCUGGAGGGCAUAUGGAGAGCAUCAAGUAUUACAUGUGCUCUUUGCUGCGAUCCAAAAGCCUGCAUAGAAUCGCGAGAAUCAUUGAUUCACCCCAGCUGCCUUCUCUGGACAUCUUUGACAGCAUGUCACGCGGCUCAUCAAGCGAAUGGAAUCCUCGCCCAAAGAACACAUGCCGCUUGUCAGAAAAUCUUCCAGAAGACACACUAUUGCAGUACCGGUUCUUUGCCACCAAGGAGGAAGUAUCCAUAGCAGCCUUUGCGGGGGUGCUCCCUCGUCCGAAAGGGUGGGGAGCGCCUGAAAAGCCCAAAACACCCGAUAUUUGGAAAACCUGUUAUAUCCCUUCUACAUAUUAUUGGGAGAACAAAGAAGCCCUCAUGGCCUCUGCCCUCUUGUUUCUGGACAGUCUAACCCUCAAUUCUGAACGCGUUCUAUCGAAGGGAUUUCCUGAGAAUGCAGACAUUCUUCGCUAUCCGUCAGUGCACCUGGACUACGAGUUCCUGUCCUCCGUUGAUAACCAGAGUCGGGCAGCGACGGCGGCUAUUUCUGUCCUCGAUGGCUUGGUGAGAGUCAUACCACCCAGCCUCUUGUAUAAGCUUUCACUGUCUUUCCUGGAAUCUCUUCGGGGGCUGGAAAGCAUGGCGCCAAAUUAUGCCCUGGUUCAACGGUGUGCUUUCGAAACAAUGGCUCUUGUGCGACGGUCAGACAAGCCCGAACUGGCUGGGGUUCUAGGAAUGAAAGCGCUGCAGCUAUUUCCCGAAGCAUCCUCAUGGCACCGGAUGGCGUUCCCUCCAUCACUUGCUAAAGUUCUCAGCCGCGAAAGCGCAACGGGAAUCUUACAAGAGUUCACUGCUUAUGUCUUCAAGGAACUACGAAAGCAGAAGGAGCCCAGAAGCGGAAAGGAUGCCUUGGUGAAAGCCGAAAAGCCAGGUAUCAAGAUUACCACCGUGAAGAUGCUGGGCACUAUGCUGGGAGAAAAUAAAUUUGGCGUGCCCCCUUCCUUUGCCAUUGGCGCACUGAAGGACCUAUUCGAUGCCAGCAAUCACAUCGAUGUGAGGGUGACAGUCUGCACGGCUUUACUUGAUAUCCUGCAAGACUACGACGACACUGACCAGGCCUACGAAACAUUUAUAUCGCUCACACCUCACGCUGCUGGGCCCAGCGAAAAAAGCGGGUCUGGAUCUUGGCUGCAAUCAGAGAAGGCAAAACUGCCCCGAGUUGACCCUCAACGCCCCCUGCUCGACCUAUUUACCAAAACAUCCUACAGCAAACUCCCCGUAAAAUAUCGUGAACGGUAUGUCAACGAGACCCUGCUACCUCUCGUUACAGAAUCGACGAGACAACAUAAUCUUUGGAUGCGUCGAUUCCUCUUGCGGCUUGAUUUAACGCCGGAAGAACGGUCGGUGACGGACUUUGGACCUUUCGCGCCAGAUCUAUUCCAUACAGUGAUGGACAGCUGGUCUGCAUAUCUCCCGCGGGAAUUUCUCUUAAAGUAUAGGUCAUUCGCUCUAUGCUACCUGGAUUGUAUAAAGCUCCGCAAUAUCAAUGACAGAUUGACUGCGCAGGAUCGAUCAUGGCGGACGACCAACGGAGGUGACCACUGGAGAGAGUAUUUCAAACGCGGCUGGGUAGUAACACCUUUCCGCCUCCUAAUGAGAUUGUUUCAAGACAGGGAAAGCCCGAAGGUAGCUGAUGGCAUAACUCGCGAAGCUAUUGCGGACGAAAUCGUCGCGUAUGCGUCAAUCAUUCUCCAAAAUCCAUUCAGCCUCUUCGCUGGUCAUGUCCUAGUAUCCUUGGAGCGGUUUACAAAUCUAGUCUCACAGCUAGGGGUCCACAACUCCGAGCGUAGAGCUGACGUCUUGCCGGUUGUGCAACAAAUAACAGCAAUCGCGGAUGGACUACGAACCGAGGACUGGAACAAUGAUCCGGAUCGCAGUCCUCCUAUCCUCCCCACCAAUGUCCAACUACAGACGUUGCUUCUGCCGUUCCCGCAUCUCCACAAAGAAUCGCCUUCGCGUUACACGACCUUUACUUCCAGCAUUCUGGCCUUGGUCGAAGAAUGUGCCGCCUCAGACGAGGAUGUUCUACAGCAGGCUAUGAGCCACGUGGCGAAGGAGGACGCGCGUCAAUGUGCCCUUGGAUUUGGUCAGGGUUACGGAUCCAGUACAAAUCCGCGGGUACAGUAUCUGAGGGUAUGGCUGGCGAAGGGCUUGGUGCUGAAAUGGAAGAUGACCCAGGACGAAGAUGAUCUGACCGUCCGAGAAAUGAUAUCCAACUGGAAGCGCAGUUCGAACGAGUCAAUACGGUCCAUUGGUUGGUCCACAUAUCCCCGAGCGAUGUGAUUUCGUGGAAUGUCAGAUAUCUACAUACUUCAGGUACUUUAACGAUAUCACGGAAUGCCCC